Triticum aestivum (bread wheat) is the source of this 1648-nucleotide messenger RNA. Its product is annotated as auxin-responsive protein SAUR36-like. Bases 1101 to 1532 code for a protein of 143 amino acids. The record is from RefSeq and is a predicted model, not a curated record. NCBI's taxonomy places the organism in Eukaryota, Viridiplantae, Streptophyta, Magnoliopsida, Poales, Poaceae. Gene Ontology annotation, biological process: response to auxin. The transcript has a single exon.
UGUAAAUUAUAAGAAUUGUAGGAAUGCAAGGAAGAUAUAGAUUUUCUCAUCUUAGCAGAUCAGUGUGAUAAUUUCGCUGAAAAUCUUGAAUUCCUCAUGAUUAUUUACGUCCACAUCUUUGGUGUUGGUACUCGCUAAAUGUUCUAGAUAGGACUCAGGCAGCCAGUAGACUGACCGACUUCAUUGCUGAACUUUGAAAGAUGUUUGCAUAAGGUCAAAGUUAGAUGAUUAGGCAUUGUUAAGCAAGUGUCCAGAAAGAAGUACGGACCUCUCGUCUUCUGUUUUGUUUGUUUUGUCUUUCUUUUGUUGUUGUGUAAGUUUCUGCUUUGAUCAAUGAAUUUAGCAGCUUUCCUGCUAUUUUCCAGAAAGAGAUACGACUGCUUCAAGUCUCAACUGAGAAAUAUUAUCCCGUAGAACUGCUUACCACUCAAUAAUGACAAUAAGUUUUCAGUCCAAAAAUAAAAUGACAGUAAGUUUUAGUCCAGUAGGUCUAUUGGGGAGUGUAAGAAGCAGCGACGAAGUGGAGUUCACAUGAGAUGCUACUAAUCAAACAGACAACCAGCAAAAGAUUUUUUGAAAUUACCAGGCAAGUUGUUCACUUGUUUGGACUUUGGACCACUAACACAUUACAACUGGUUGUUCAGAAACAAUGGGCGUGGAAAACCGUCAGACUAUGUAUCUCAAUCUCAGGCUAUAUCCAGAUCUUUGAAUAAUUGAUAUCUCAUUUCCCACAGAACUGCCUCUCACUGUUCACAUGUUGGACCCAACUUACAUGUAGUCCUCAUGAAGCAUGCCCCUGGUCUUGAGCAGGCCAGUAUGGCGGCACAUUGUGAUAACCAAUCACCCAAACACUACCACUACUGGCUCCAACAGGUGCCAAAGAGCAAAGGGGUAGCCAAACAUUGCAUGUUCGAAGCUCAUGGCCUUGUCCCCUGCCAGCUCGCUUUGAUAGCUGCACUUAAGCUGCAUGCAUAUCUCUCCGCACCUAUAAAUACAUCAGCUCUGAACCGCCAGUUCCAUCCACAAGCAAAGCACUACCACUAGCUUAGCACUCGACACAAAACUCUGAGCUUUCUGCCAAGAAAGAAGGUGAUACAACCAUGGUCAGUGCCAAGAGACUUUCUCAAAUGAUAAGGAAGUGGCAAAGAGUGGCGGCCAUCGGGAGGAAGAGGCUCAUGUGGUCAGCAAAAGAAGUCGAUGAGUGCUGCACGUCUGUGGCAGUGAAGGGCCACUGCGCCAUGUACACUGCUGACGGGAGGCGGUUUGAGGUGCCAUUGGCGUACCUCGGCACGACGAUCCUCGGGGAGCUCCUGAGGAUGUCUCAGGAUGAGUUUGGCUUCACAAGCAAUGGAAGGAUAACCCUGCCUUGUGAUGCAGGUGUGAUGGACUAUGUCAUGUGCUUGAUCAGAAGGAACGCAUCAGAAGAGGUAGAGAGAGCUUUCUUGAGCUCUGUGGUGAGACCUUGUAACUAUGGAAAUGGUUUGGAGCCAUCUAUGGGAGUUAGCCAGCAAGUAGCUGUUUCUGGCUUCUGAGGAUUCAGUGUUCGUUUUACCUUCUUUUUACUGUCCAUCCUUUUGGAUGAUGUAAAUAGUUCUAUGUAGGAGAUAGGAAAUGAAAGAAUCAUAUGGCAAGUUGACCAUUUGACUCU